Raphanus sativus (radish) is the source of this 670-nucleotide messenger RNA. Its product is annotated as histone H3.3. The record is from RefSeq and is a predicted model, not a curated record. Gene Ontology annotation, molecular function: protein heterodimerization activity; DNA binding; structural constituent of chromatin. The coding region runs from base 89 to 499 and encodes 136 amino acids. The transcript has 4 exons. Lineage: Eukaryota; Viridiplantae; Streptophyta; Magnoliopsida; Brassicales; Brassicaceae. Gene Ontology annotation, cellular component: nucleosome.
AAACAACACCUCCUCACUAUAAAACCAUACUUUCUCUCUCUAAAUUUAACAAACAAACAUUCGAUCCAACCAUCUCCGAUUCAAAGCCAUGGCUCGUACGAAGCAGACCGCUAGAAAAUCCACCGGAGGAAAAGCUCCCAGGAAGCAACUCGCCACCAAGGCUGCGAGAAAAUCUGCACCAACCACCGGAGGAGUCAAGAAGCCUCACCGUUACCGUCCCGGAACCGUCGCUCUCCGUGAGAUUCGUAAGUACCAGAAGAGCACCGAGUUACUCAUCCGUAAACUUCCCUUCCAGCGUCUUGUUCGCGAAAUCGCCCAGGAUUUCAAGACGGAUCUGAGGUUCCAGAGCCACGCAGUGUUGGCUCUUCAGGAAGCGGCAGAGGCGUAUUUGGUGGGAUUGUUCGAAGACACGAAUCUGUGCGCCAUUCACGCCAAGAGAGUCACCAUCAUGCCCAAAGACAUUCAAUUGGCUAGGCGCAUUCGUGGAGAGCGUGCUUAGAGAUUUCCUAUAGUUUCCAUUAGGGUUGUUUGUUUUGUGGUUUUUGAUUUCUUGCUCUUCUUUCUUUCUUCAUGUCGUUGUCUUAGCUUUUAAACCACAAUUCGUGGUGCUUGUCAAAACGCCCUUUGAAUCAAAAACAUAUAUGAAUUUUAGCAGAAGCGAUUUUACCUA